This is a messenger RNA of Nematolebias whitei (Rio pearlfish), 988 nucleotides long. Its product is annotated as serine/threonine-protein kinase PAK 2. The record is from RefSeq and is a predicted model, not a curated record. Gene Ontology annotation, cellular component: cytoplasm. Gene Ontology annotation, biological process: regulation of axonogenesis; intracellular signal transduction; regulation of MAPK cascade. NCBI's taxonomy places the organism in Eukaryota, Metazoa, Chordata, Actinopteri, Cyprinodontiformes, Rivulidae. Gene Ontology annotation, molecular function: protein serine/threonine kinase activity; ATP binding.
AUGUACACGAGGCCCGUGAUCAACCCGGUCCCAGAGACUGAGAACAACUCCAAGGCAGCCGAAAGACAGAAAGCCAAGGACAGCAAGAUGACCGAUGAGCAGAUCAUGGAGAAACUAAGAACCAUUGUCAGCGUGGGAGAUCCAAAGAAGAAAUACAUUCGUUAUGAAAAGAUCGGCCAGGGGGCGUCUGGCACCGUUUACACAGCCAUUGAUGUUGCCACGGGACAAGAGGUGGCCAUCAAACAGAUCAAUCUGCAGAAGCAGCCAAAGAAAGAGCUGAUCAUCAACGAGAUCCAGGUCAUGAAGGAGCUGAAGAACCCCAACAUCGUAAACUUUGUGGACAGCUUCCUGGUUGGAGACGAGCUUUUUGUGGUCAUGGAGUACCUGGCAGGAGGAUCUCUGACUGACGUGGUGACAGAGACGUGCAUGGACGAGGCUCAGAUUGCUGCAGUGUGCAGAGAGGUCCUUCAAGCCCUGGAGUUUCUGCAUGCCAACCAGGUCAUCCACAGAGACAUCAAGAGUGACAACGUCCUCCUGGGGAUGGACGGAUCAGUCAAACUCACUGAUUUUGGCUUCUGUGCCCAAAUCACUCCGGAGCAGAACAAGCGCAGCACCAUGGUGGGGACUCCAUACUGGAUGGCUCCGGAGGUGGUGACCCGCAAAGCUUAUGGACCCAAAGUGGACAUUUGGUCCCUGGGGAUCAUGGCCAUAGAGAUGGUGGAGGGAGAGCCCCCCUACCUGAACGAGAACCCUCUCAGGGCGUUGUAUUUAAUCGCCACCAACGGGACUCCGGAGCUGCAGAAUCCAGAGAAACUGUCCCCCGUCUUCAGGUCCUUCCUGUCCCGCUGUCUGGAGAUGGAUGUGGAGAAACGAGGCUCAGGCAGAGAACUUCUGGAGGAUCCGUUCCUGAUGCUGGCCAAGCCUCUGUCCAGCCUCACUCCGCUCAUCCUGGCAGCCAAGGAGGCCAUGAGGAGCAACCAUUAACCCC